This is a messenger RNA of Prosopis cineraria, 522 nucleotides long. Its product is annotated as ankyrin repeat-containing protein NPR4-like. NCBI's taxonomy places the organism in Eukaryota, Viridiplantae, Streptophyta, Magnoliopsida, Fabales, Fabaceae. The record is from RefSeq and is a predicted model, not a curated record. Bases 1 to 522 code for a protein of 173 amino acids. The transcript has 2 exons.
AUGGCAAAUCAAGGUCAGACUCUAUUGCACCAGGUUGCGGGGAUGGAUUAUUAUGAUGGAGGCAAUCAGCUUGGUGUUGUGUUUCAACUUCAGGACGAGCUACUAAGAGAGCUUUUUGAUUUAGAGCAUUUAGAAAUGCUAAAGGAAGCCCAAGAAUGGAUCAAGGGGACAGCUCAAUCCUGCUCCGCCGUGUUAGUCCUUCUCGCCACCAUGGUUUUCGCUGCGGCCUACACUGUCCCAGGCGGCACCGACGACAAUGGUGUCCCCGUCCUUCUCGACUCUCCACUCUUCCUCUUCUUCACUAUCAUGGACGUCGUAGGGCUCGCAAGCUCUCUAAUCUCAGUGAUGAUGUUCCUCUCAAUCCUUACAUCGCCGUUUCAGAUGCAAGAGUUCUAUAAAUCUCUGCCUAGAAAACUCACAAUAGGCUUCACGUUAUUGUUCAUAUCGUUGACCACCACGUUGCUGGCUUUCGGGUCAACCAUUUUGCUAAUGAUUAGGAUGGAGAACAAGAGAUGGAGUUAA